Rubroshorea leprosula is the source of this 1741-nucleotide messenger RNA. NCBI's taxonomy places the organism in Eukaryota, Viridiplantae, Streptophyta, Magnoliopsida, Malvales, Dipterocarpaceae. The record is from the annotation of a GenBank genome assembly.
GGAUCAGAGAAGAAUGAACCAAAGUGGGAUCUGUCUCAUCAUAUUGCAAAUAGCAUGGUGUUGACAGAGAACCUGUGCAGUGCAGGAAAAGAUGGAUUUGAAGAGAGAGAGAGAAAGCUGCCUGGUUUCUUUGACAGAAAAGUAUAUGAUGCCUUGGACAGAGGAAAGUUUGCCAUGACAGCAAUUCCACUAGCACAUAUUACUGCCACAACAGAAAUGGGCAGUGAUGAUGAAAAGGAAGCAACAACAGAGGAACAUGAGACUCGAGAUGAACCUGGGCAGGAAUCUGAGAAGGAGACUAUUGAAACAAGCAUGACAAUCAAGAAGACAGUUAAUACUCUGUCUCCUAUUUCAGAUAAAGUGAAAGAAAAACAUCCAACCUUGAGUGAGUGGACAAGGUCUAUGACUCAGAAGGGAUUGAAGCGUACGCGGUCAACACUGGAUGAAUGUGAAGAUGGAAGGCUAGACCCAUUGAUUGAGGUACUAAAAAGGAGUGGUAACCUGGUAAAUGAGCAGAUUCAAGCUCAAAACACAAACUGUCAACUGGAUAGGGACCAAAGGAAGGGGCACUCUGAAAGCCUGGUUGCCGCUAUCAACAAGCUCACUGAUGCUCUAGUAAGAAUUGCUGAUAGUCUAGCUGACCAAAAUGAAGGAAAGCUGAAGAAAAGGCUAAUGAAGCAAGGUGUGGAAUCAUACCAUCAGCUUUACUCUGAGGCCUCCGCCACCAUAGCAGCCGAAAUAUCGGUGGCGGAGACAAUUGCCCCCUCCUCCGCCAACGGAAUUGCGAGGCACCCAGUCCCACAUCCAGCAUCACACACAGUCACCCCCUUCAGUGACCCCUCAUCAGUCAACAUUCUCAUCACAUUCGCCACCGUCUUCGAUACUCCUUUACUACUUCCUUGUCCCCACCGCCCACUUCUUCCGCCUGCAACUGGCGCCGCCGCUCGGGGUCUACGAGGGAGAGGCAGCGGCGAGUACAGCAACAGACCCACCUCCAAUAACAGCAACGGUGGUUCCGUCAACUACCGGAGGUCUGUUACCGAGCCAGCAACGGAGAGAGGGGGAAUGGCAGUCAGGGGUCGGAAAGAUGAUGUUUUGAUAUUGCGGCUUCUGAAGUCAGCUCAGAUGCAGCAUGGAUUGGAGCAUGGAGAUUACACUCGCUAUCGGAGAUACUGCACGUCUCGAUUGAGGAGGUUGUAUAAAUCAUUGAAGUUCAAACAUGGUCGUGGUAAAUACACUCGAAGAGCAAUAACUGAAUCCGCUGUCACUGAAGUGAGAUUUCUUCAUGUGGUUCUUUAUAUGGCUGAGAGAGCGUGGAGCCAUGCCAUGGAGAAAAGACAGCUUCCAGAUGGCCCAAACGCAAGCCAGCACAUCUAUUUAAUUGGCAGACUGAGGAAGGCUGUAAAAUGGGCGAAUCUUUUUUCACAUUUGUGUGCUAUUAAAGGAGAUUCCAGAACAUCCUUAGAAGCUGAGGUGUGUCUACAAUUUGAUGAUUUCUUUUACUUACUUUACACCUUUCAUUUGUAAUGGUUGGAGUUUGGAAAAUAUAUAGCUUAUGCUUUCAGCAUUUUCUAUUUUCUUUCUUGCAUUGGUUCUUCCUUCCCCUGUCUCGGUCCUAAUGGUGUGUGUUUGAGGUUUGGUUUAGAGAUGUAAUUUGGUUGCAUGAGUUUUAUUCGAGUUUAGUUAGUAUUAUUUCUUCAUCCAUCUCAGUGAUCGAGUUUUAUAAAAGUUUAAGAUAGUG